UUCAAAGUGCUACUCAAGUUUACUACGAAGAAAAAAUAAUAUAUAGUGAAGAGAUGACAGUUGUGACUUCAACUCAUUUAACGAUUGAUAAUAAAGCUUCAGACUCAAAUAAAUAUUCUUUAAAAGUCUCUUUAGUAGGAAUUCCACAAAGAACAUUAACUGAAAUUAAAGAUACUGAAAAUUUCAUUAUUAAAACUCUUAUAUCUGAUUAUUAUGUUGGUCAGCCUGUUGAUUAUAUGACUAAAGUAAUUUUUUCACAUACAAAUCCACAAUUAGAACAUCUUAAAAUUACCAUAUAUUCACAAGAAUCAUUAAUCUUUGUAAUUAGACAAAUGGAAAUUAUUGACAAAGAAUUUUAUAUUUAUACUAACGAUAUCAGUUAUAUCAACACUAAAAAAAAUGAAUUAAAUAUAAAUAAUAAUGAAACACUACUUCUAGAUAAUCCAAUAUAA
Molecule: messenger RNA, 452 nt
Organism: Scutellospora calospora
Lineage: Eukaryota; Fungi; Glomeromycota; Glomeromycetes; Diversisporales; Gigasporaceae
Source: the annotation of a GenBank genome assembly